UUUUGUUAAACAAUUUUAAUAAAUUUAAAGUUCUAAAAUGGCACGUUAUUUUAAAGAACAAGAUAUAGACGAAUUUCGUGAGUGUUUUUACUUAUUCGCACGAUCAGGCCAAAUUACUACUUUAGACGAAUUGACCGUCAUAAUGCGUUCUUUAGGGUUAUCACCUACUAUACAGGAACUUAUCGCAUAUUUAAAGAAGAAAAAUGGUAAAAUGAGUUUUGCUGACUUUUUAGAAAUCAUGCAUCAGCAUUCCAAAGUGGAAAAUUUGCCUGAUGAAGUGAUUGCAGCCUUUAAAGCAGCAGAUCCUAAAAACACUGGUUGUAUAUCAGCAAAGCAACUCAGAAAUUUACUUCAAAAUUGGGGUGAAGGGUUAUCUGUACGCGAGGUUGACAAUAUAUUCCGCGAAGCAAAUGUUGGUAAUAAUAGCAUGGUCCGGUAUGCAGAUUUUGUUAAAAUUGCUUGUGCACCUGUGCCUGACUAUUACUGAUAUGUACAAAAAAAAAAUAUAUACAGAAAUCAACGUUACAUUCCAGAUUUUCCUUAAAACAAUUCAAAGAAGAAAUAACUACAAUUCUUGUAACUAUUAAAAUAAAAACAAUAAAAUUUAA
Molecule: messenger RNA, 608 nt
Organism: Teleopsis dalmanni
Lineage: Eukaryota; Metazoa; Arthropoda; Insecta; Diptera; Diopsidae
Product: calmodulin-like protein 4
Exons: 4
Coding region: 38-487 (149 amino acids)
Cellular component (GO): myosin II complex; cytoplasm
Molecular function (GO): myosin heavy chain binding; calcium ion binding
Source: RefSeq, a predicted model, not a curated record